AUGGCUGACCACGUCGGCCCCAGCACUUCCGGUCGAGACGAGCUGGUGCAGCAGUUUCUUGCUAUGUGCAACACGACGCCGCAACAGGCAGCACAAUACCUCGGCGCCAAUCAGUGGGACCUUGAGGCGGCCUGCAACGCCUACUUCCUGGACGAUGAUGAAGAAAAGGUGCAAGCCGGAGCCGGCACCCCCCAUCCAGAGCGCGAGCCCGAAUACACCGGGCCUCGGACCCUCGACGGUCGCCCCGCCCCUCAGGCAGCUUCCUCCAGCCGGUCCCGCGGCGGCCCUCCAAAGGCAAAGGCGCAGCCCAAGAGAAAGGGCGUUGCCACACUAGGGUCCCUCGGCGGAGGGCACCAGCACCACGACGACGACGGCGACGACGACGACAAUUCCGGCGAGGCCGACGACGGCGACGGCCGCGGCAACCUCUUUGCGGGCGGCGAGAAAUCCGGCCUGGCGGUCCAGGACCCUAAUCAGGACGCAGCGCCAAGGACCAUCAUCAGCGACAUCGUGGCCAAGGCGAAAGAAAACUCCUCCCGUCCAGACCCGAGCUCCGCUGCCCCAGGCCCCUCGGCACCAUCACGCUUCCGCGGCGCUGGAGUCGUCCUCGGCGGCGAAGGCGUCGAGUCCCGCACCAUUCCCGACCUCUCGGGGGGGCCCUAUGGGUCCAGCGCAGAGCUUCAGGAGCGAGUGCUGCACAUAUGGCUCGACGGAUUCAGCAUCGACGACGGCGAGCUGCGGCGCUUCGACGACCCGGCCAACCAGGCGGAUCUGCAAAUGAUCCGCUCCGGCCGCGCCCCCCUGCACCUUAUGAACGUGCAGCACGACCAGCCCGUCGACGUCAAGCUGCACCAGCACGACACGCCGUACAAACCCCCUCCUAAAAAGUACAAGCCUUUCUCCGGUGCCGGCCAGCGCCUCGGCAGCCCCGUGCCUGGGCCCGGCGCCGCGAGCCCAGCUCCGCCGCCCGGAGCCGUCCCCGCGCCCUCGGCCGCGCCCUCGGCUGCGUCCUCUGCACGAGGACCAGCCGCCGACUCUUCGCUGCCCACCGUCCUGAUCAGAAUCCAGUUGCCGGACGGUACGCGGCUUCCCGCUCGCUUCAACGCCACCGAGACGGUAGGCGACGUUUACGAUUUCGUUCUGGGCGCGUCGCCAGACACGAGGAGCAGGUCGUGGGUACUGGCCACCACGUUCCCCAACAAAGAGCACGCCGACAAGGGCUUAGCCCUGGCAGAGGUGCCAGAGUUCAAGAAGGGGGGAACCGCUGUUGUCAAGUGGACAUAG
This is a messenger RNA of Ustilaginoidea virens, 1284 nucleotides long. RefSeq lists its product as uncharacterized. Gene Ontology annotation, molecular function: ubiquitin binding. The record is from RefSeq and is a predicted model, not a curated record. Gene Ontology annotation, biological process: proteasome-mediated ubiquitin-dependent protein catabolic process; autophagosome assembly; Golgi organization. Bases 1 to 1284 code for a protein of 427 amino acids. The transcript has 3 exons. NCBI's taxonomy places the organism in Eukaryota, Fungi, Ascomycota, Sordariomycetes, Hypocreales, Clavicipitaceae. Gene Ontology annotation, cellular component: cytosol; nucleus.